CUCCCUCCCUCCUUCCAUCCAUCCCUCCACCUCCCCACCAGCUUUCAGUCCUUCACUUCUCUGACGCACGACAAGGAAACGGACCAGAGGAGAGCUUUUAUUUUUUUUUUUUUUUUAAUUAUGUUUCCACGCAGAAGCCAACUGAUAUGAUCCACAUGCUGCUGAUGCUGCACUGCCCAGAGACCCAGUCCUGAAGCCGAGAGGGAAACACUCUUACACCUCCGAAAACCAACAGAGAGGAGGAUAGACAGAAGUCGAGUAUUUUAAACACUGAAAAAAUACAGAAAAAGAAGAGACUGAAUCACCAGAGUGAGAGUGAGAGGAGGCGAGAUCACAUUCUUAUCACGUCUUGAUUUCUCUUCUCUCCUCUAUUUCGCUUCAGAGAGAGAGAGAGAGAGAGAGAGAGAGAGAGAGAGAGAGAGAGAGAGUACAGAAGAGGAGAGGAAGGAAAGAGAAGAGGCAGAAGAGAUUCAAACUAGUAGUCUGCUUCCCCGAUGCUUUCCAGGCGCACUACAAAACUAAGCCCGGCAUCGGACGGGGAGCGGUGCGAACCGGGCAGCGACAGGACGCACCGUGGGAGGACAUGUGAAGUUAGAAUCCCGCUAAAACUAAUGCUGUGAAGUGGCUCUGUCCCUGGAGCCUGAACUUCAUCGUGUUGGUGUCAGCGAGGAUGCUGUGGGUUACCUUGCUGAGCACCAUAGCCUUAGGAUGGACCACACCAAUCCCACUGCUAGAGGACUCUGAGGAGAUCGACGAGCCCUGCUUUGAACCCUGCUACUGCGAGGUCAAGGAGGGCAUCUUUCAUGUCCACUGUGACAGUAAAGGAUUUACAAAUGUCAGCCAGAUCUCACAGAUAUGGAGCCGACCCUUCAAACUCAACCUGCAGAGGAAUUUAAUGAGGAAGCUUUAUUUUAAUAGCUUUCUCCAUCUUAACAAUGCUAUAUCCAUUAAUUUGGGUAACAAUGCCUUGCAAGAUAUCCAUGCUGGAGCAUUCAAUGGCUUGGGAAUACUCAAACGGCUGUUCCUGCAUGAAAACAAAUUGGAAGUUUUCCGGAAUGACACAUUUUUGGGAUUGGAGAGUCUCGAAUAUCUCCAGGCAGACUACAAUGUUAUCAAAAGGAUUGAAAGUGGUGCAUUCAGGCACCUACACAAACUUAGAGUGCUUAUAUUAAAUGACAAUCUUAUCCCUGUUCUCCCAAAUUAUCUUUUUCGGUCUAUAUCCCUCACACACCUAGACUUGAGAGGAAACAGAAUAAAGACAUUGCCGUAUAAGGGCACACUGGAAUAUGUCGGGCGGAGUUUGAUGGAAAUCCAGCUUGAAGAUAACCCUUGGAACUGUGUGUGUGAAAUUGUCCAGUUAAAAACGUGGCUGGAGAGAAUCCCUUACACAGCUUUGGUGGGAGAGAUCACUUGUGAGUACCCAUUCCACUUACAUGGAAAAGACCUACGGGAAAUAAAGCGCAGCGAGCUCUGUCCUCUGCUCUCCGAUGCAGAGAUUGAGGCCAAGCUGGGAAUUCCCCGGGUACCAUUCAGUAAUGAGAACACUUGGCCUACUAAACCUUCCUCUAUGCUAUCCUCCUUUCACAACACAGCCUCUUCUGUGGAGUACAAGGAAAGAGUGGUGAAGCCUACUAAACGACCUCGGCCAACGAAGAACCCCCCAACACCUCGUAGCAUUUAUCCAGGUAUCAACCAGCCCCCUGUUGCUGGUUAUCAAACAAGACCACCCAUCCCAAUUAUUUGUCCAGCUGGGUGUAUUUGCAACCUUCACAUCAAUGACCUGGGCUUAACAGUAAACUGUAAAGAGAAAAGCUUUCAUAACAUCUCAGAACUCCUGCCACGCCCUCUCAAUGCCAAGAAAUUGUAUCUCAGUGGGAACCUAAUACAGAAGAUUUAUCGUUCGGAUUUCUGGAACUUCUCUAGUUUGGAUUUGCUACAUUUGGGAAACAACCGGGUAUCCUAUGUCCAGGAGGGCGCCUUUAUCAACUUACCAAACUUGAAAAGUUUAUAUUUGAAUGGCAAUGACAUAGAGAGGCUCACUCCUGGGAUGUUUCGGGGACUUCAGAUGUUGAGUUAUCUUUAUUUUGAGUAUAAUGUCAUACGUGAAAUCCCCCCUCAUUCUUUCUCCUUAAUGCCCAACCUCCAGCUGGUUUUUCUUAAUGACAACUUGCUACGAUCUCUCCCUACUGAUGCAUUUGCUGGCACCAACCUUGCUCGUCUCAAUCUUCGCAACAAUUAUUUUGUUUCCCUGCCUGUGCAUGGUGUCCUGGAGCAUCUGACCUCCAUUGUCCAGAUUGAUCUUCAUCAGAACCCCUGGGAUUGCUCGUGCAAUAUCAUCCCCUUCAAGCAGUGGCUGGAAAAGCUCUCCUCUGUCAUUGUGGUGGGAGAUGUCAUUUGUAAGACACCCGAGUUUGCUUUUGGAAAAGACCUGCGUUCACUUGAGGUGGAGGUCAUCUGUCCUGAGCUGAAGUAUUCCUCAGGCCCCUCUCCAGCUCUGCCAGGUGGAGAUGAUCUUACCACAAGAAGCUCUGACGUGGGGGAGGCAGGUGGGAGAGGUGCGGUCCCACUGUCAGUUCUCAUCCUCAGCCUACUCAUCCUCUUCAUCUCAGCUGUGUUUGUCGCUGCUGGGCUUUUUGCCUUUGUCCUCCGUCGAAGGAAGACAAUGCCAUUUCGAAAACGUUCAGAGGUAGAUCUAACAGGGAUUCAAAUGCAAUGUAGGAUUUUUGAGGACCCACCAAGGCAAAACAGUGCUGGGAACACUGGCACACCAGAGAAACCAACACCCAGUAUACAUGCACAUGCACACACGCACACGAGUCAUGCACAUGCUCAUGGACAUGUUUAUGAUUACAUCCCCCACCCUGUGACUCAGAUGUGUAACAAUCCUAUCUAUAAACCAAGAGAGGGGGAGAUUGCAGAGGAGGAGAGAGUACAGUUUUCAGAAAAGAAAGACAAUGGCUGCAGUAGCAACAGCAGCUACAGAACCUUGUUAGAGAAAGAGAGAGAGUGGACCCUGGCUUUGUCAAACUCUCAACUCAACACCAUCGUUACAGUCAACCACACCGCAGCUGACAUGGCAGGAUUUCAUGAGAAUGGAGGGCUGUGCCCUACAAUGAUUGACAGUCAACGGCCCACACCAACCGUGGGCUUUGUAGACUGCUUGUAUGGGACAGUACCCAAAUUAAAGGACAUGCAUGUCGCACAUGCACACCCACCAGGCAUGCAGUACCCAGAUUUGCAGCAAGAUGCACGGCUGAAGGAGACGUUGCUUUUCACGGCCGGGAAAGGCUGCUACCCUGACCUGUCCCAAAGUGAUUACCUCGAGUUAAGGGCCAAACUUCAAACCAAGCCAGAUUACCUCGAAGUCUUGGAAAAAUCAUACCGGUUCUAGCAACUCUAACACACUGGGAAAAAAAAAAAAAAAAAAACUACAACAAAAAAACAUUUAUAUAUAU
Molecule: messenger RNA, 3455 nt
Organism: Nematolebias whitei (Rio pearlfish)
Lineage: Eukaryota; Metazoa; Chordata; Actinopteri; Cyprinodontiformes; Rivulidae
Gene: slitrk3a
Product: SLIT and NTRK-like family, member 3a
Exons: 3
Coding region: 671-3391 (906 amino acids)
Biological process (GO): regulation of presynapse assembly; axonogenesis; positive regulation of synapse assembly
Cellular component (GO): GABA-ergic synapse; postsynaptic density membrane
Molecular function (GO): protein binding
Source: RefSeq, a predicted model, not a curated record